AACACACUCUCUCAGGGUGAAACCAUAGUAAAUACAGUCAGUGGGUCAAUCACAGACAGAGAACAGUUACAGCAGCAGCAGCAGACAUCACCUCCUCUCGCAUGGAUAAGUUCUUGUUCCUGUUGGUCCUUCUGUCUCCAGCAGCUUCUGAUGUGGUACGAGUGAAACCUGGAAAUGACGUCAUUCUGCCAUGUCAGGCUGGUGAAGCCUCCAUCAGAGCUGUAGAGUGGAGCAGACCUGACCUGGAGCCAGAGUACGUCCUCUUUUACAGAGAUGGACGCUCAGAUCCAAUCCAGCAGCAUCCAUCCUUUAAGGACCGGGUGCAGCUGGUGGACAGAGAGCUGAAGGACGGAGACGUGUCUUUAAUUCUGAAGAACGUGAGCAGCAACGACGCUGGAACAUACGAGUGUCGAGUUGCAACAGAAGGAUCAAGACGUAAGAGAGCCGCCAUUGAGACUGAGCCAAUCAGAAUCAUCCAGCUGGAGGUUUCAGGGUCCAACAGCGGAGACGUCGAGGAGGGAAACUAUAGACUUUACUACGGACUGGGAGCAGCUUUUGUUCUGGUUUGUUCAGCUGCUGUUGUUGGAUUGGUUGUUGGCUGGAAAUAUAAAAAACAUACGGACAAGAAAACCAAACCUGAUGAAACAGUGAAUGAACAGGCCCUCUGACUUGUCAUAGAUCUGAGGGGAACAGAGAAAGAAUGGCUGCUAUUGAAGUGACCUAAGCUAGCAGAGAAAGAUAGCUGACAUGUGGACACAUCAGAUGGCGCUCCCGCAAAUAUCAGGUAUUUUAAAAACAAUCAGAGAGCAGACUAUAAAAGUACUUUGUUACAGUAAGGAGAGUAAAUGUAGCUGGUUGUUUGCAGCCUCAGCACUGAUGUAUCACAGGGAGCUUCAUGAACAGAUUAACCAGCUUUAAACAGAAACACAGCUUCUGAUGUCUGAAAUGUCAGCAAAACCUGUUGAAACCAGGUGGAAAGAGGUCUGUGUGUCUCAGAUCACAGCUAAUCAUACAUUGAAUCUCUUUUGUAAUUUGAUGGUGCCUUAUACAAAACCUGAAUAUAUUUAGAUGUUUUAAGCUAAUGAUAUUAAAAUAAUGUAGCCUUUCUAUCUACAAAGUAGAGUUACAUGAUCUGUACAGACGGACAUGAAGUCAUAAAAUAACAUGAAUAAUGCAAAAAGCAUGCGUGAUGUGUUAAAUAAAAUGAGGUAGGGACUAGAUAAACAUUUCUGAAUGAAUAACUUGCACUCUGCACAAAAGUGCUUACUAAAUACUAGUGAUACUAAACUGAUUACAUGUAGAUAAAAAUAUUUAUUUAUUUAUAAAACACAGUUAAAAGUAUCUCUAUAUAUGUGCAAAACAAAUGAAAAAGACUACACCUGUGGUCAAAGCACCUGAUACAACUCAGUAAGUCUGUCUGUACAGAGUUCACUGAUUAAGAAAUUAACCUCUGAGUAUAAUUUUAUCUACAAAAAUGGAAUUACAUUAUAUGUACAGAAAUAAUGUGAAUUAUAAAAAAAUGUUAGAUAAAACGAGGUAUGGAAUUUAAACACAUUUCUGAAUAAAAACAAGUUCAGUAACAGCUGACUGAUAUUCAAAUUGAUUCAAAUUUGCUUUAUUGGCAUGAAUGUCAAACAACAAUAUUGCCAAAGUUUAAAAGAUAAUACAAAAGAACAAUUCUUUUCAAAUUAAUAAAUUAAAUAAAAUUAAAAAUAUGAAAAUAAAAUAAAUAAAACAGUAAUCGUGUCUGUGUGCUCAUUGGUCAGCAGUAUGUAGAAGUAAUUUUUUAUGUAUUAAUAACAGGACUUUAAUGAGUAACUGAAAGAAAAAUGAAACAAAAGUCUCUUCAGAAAAACUCUCCUGUCCGGUUCUGAUAUUUUUACCUCUUCAGUCUGGAACAAAAUAAAUAGUUUUAAAUGGAAA
Molecule: messenger RNA, 1923 nt
Organism: Micropterus dolomieu (smallmouth bass)
Lineage: Eukaryota; Metazoa; Chordata; Actinopteri; Centrarchiformes; Centrarchidae
Product: programmed cell death 1 ligand 1-like
Exons: 3
Coding region: 102-668 (188 amino acids)
Source: RefSeq, a predicted model, not a curated record